This is a messenger RNA of Plasmodium inui San Antonio 1, 1665 nucleotides long. RefSeq lists its product as hypothetical. The transcript is spliced from 4 exons. The coding region runs from base 1 to 1665 and encodes 554 amino acids. NCBI's taxonomy places the organism in Eukaryota, Apicomplexa, Aconoidasida, Haemosporida, Plasmodiidae. Gene Ontology annotation, molecular function: RNA binding. The record is from RefSeq and is a predicted model, not a curated record.
AUGAAGUUCCGAGCCCCGCGCAAAGUGGGACUGUCCUUGCAGGGACGACCCUCUAAAAAGAGGUAUACCAGUGCCAACCGUUACAACUUCCAUAGCAUCGUCUGUUAUGAACGUCCAUGGGUAGUAUGGCACCUGUAUGGGUCAAGCAGACUUUUCUCCAACUGCAGCUCCACUGGUGCGAAAGCGUCCCCGCUGUCCACCUUCCUAAACGAGCAGGAGUUGCAGGCAGUACGGAGAAAGCGAAUUACGUUUUGCAGCAAAUUUGAAGAAAGAGUGAGCGUUGUGUUGAAGCCGGUGGAGGGGAACAGUGUGCCUCCCACGGGGGAGCCCCCGACAGAUGGUGGUACCUCCACCGGGCACUCCCCAACGCAGUUCCUUCCACUGCAGAGGUACCACCAAUUGGCAAAGCUCAAACACAGUUAUGUGUACGACUUCGAGAUCACCAACAUUGGGAUGUUGAGCCAGUAUGAGCCUGGAGAGUUGGUCAAUGUGUAUUUCCAGAACGGAGAAGAACUCGGCAUAGGAAUCGUAAACAGGAAGAGCAACCUAGUCAUCCGGAUCAUCGACAGGGAUGUCAGAAAAACUAUCAAUGAUCAUUUCUUUCUCACGAAGUUAUAUGAGAGUGUAAAAAGAAGAUUUCAUUACCUAUACAGAGAUGUACAUCUGUGGAACUGGAUGUAUUCUUUACGGGUUCGAAACGGGAUCAAUGUGUACCGCAAAAUGGUUAGCUCGACCAGUGAUGGCUUGCCGGGGCUAGUGGUGUACAUUCUGGGGAAGGACCUCUACAUCAGAUAUGAUAACCUCGCCAUCCAAAAAUUCAGGUGCAUCAUUGAGAAGGAACUAGACGCCAUUUUUUCCCCCCAGAGAAUUUUCUGUAAAAGGAUUGUGAGCAAAAAGGAGAAGAGAGCUCAGCAGGGGAAAGAAUACACGUUCGAAACGAUUAAGGGAGACCAUCGCGGCAUUCAACACGGAGACAUCCAGCACGGCGACAUUCAGCAUUGCGAGAAUGGACUCACCUUUUACAACAACCUCUCCGACACAGCGCAUGUUCCUUUUCACGUCGAGAACAAACGAGAUCGACUCUUCCUGCGCUCCAUCUGUGACGGUGCAAACGUUUUAUGUGUCGAUGGGAACGUUGGAGAGUAUAUCAUCAGCUGUGCAGCUGUUGGGGAGGCGGCUAGGGAGGCUGCUUCGCAGGAUGCUGGUGAAGCGGCUCCCCAUUCGAGGGGCGCACCCGGUAUAUCCAUACUCCUGUCCGACUGCGCCAAGAAUUCCAGUUACGUCGAUCGGAACAUCAAACGGAACGGCUGCGGGCAGGUCAUGUGCCUCUACCGGGAAGACAUCCUGGAAGAGCUCAACAACAUGCAUAUGAAUAACCUCAGAUUCGAGCUAAUCAUUUUCAACAUAAAAAGUAACAUCGUUUUUAGAAGCAGCUCCUACACGAGCGUCUACGGGAAGAGGUACACGGCCUCCUUCAAGGGGGUGCAUAGACACCUGAUUUGCCUCUCGGACCUGCAGCAGGAGGGUGGCCUCCUAUUCGUGACGGCCGAACUCUCGGCACGGGACUACCACCAGUUCCUAAAUAUCGUCAAAUGCGUCUUUGAGCGCAGGAAGCGCAGCCUCUCCAUUGUGUACGAAAAUGCCUGUAGUGUGGAGGAUAGGUGA